AUGCCGUUUGAACCACUGCCCGCCGUGCCAAACCCUCCACCAGUCGUCACUAGUGGCUUCGAGCUGAGGGCCAGGAGGUACUGUAGUGUCAUGUCCAUGAGUGCUGCCACGUCAGGGUGGCUGUCGUCUGCGGGCGCCGCGCUAUCUCGUCCAGCGAUCACAGUCGCUCGAGGUCGCGCGGGUAAGCUCCCCUGGCCGCAGCAGCGAAAGGGCCCCUCCUCUGCAUCACUUGAUGCUUGCAAACCGAGCCUCCUCCACCCUCUCUGUUACUCGUGCGCCGAGUGGUGUGACGAGCGCGCUACUGGCCUGCUCCCACGGCUUGCAGUAGUGCCAACCGCCAUUGAUUCAGAGAAAGCCAUGGGCUGA
This is a messenger RNA of Verticillium dahliae VdLs.17, 366 nucleotides long. RefSeq lists its product as uncharacterized. NCBI's taxonomy places the organism in Eukaryota, Fungi, Ascomycota, Sordariomycetes, Glomerellales, Plectosphaerellaceae. The transcript has a single exon. The record is from RefSeq and is a predicted model, not a curated record. The coding region runs from base 1 to 366 and encodes 121 amino acids.